Molecule: messenger RNA, 1251 nt
Organism: Poecilia latipinna (sailfin molly)
Lineage: Eukaryota; Metazoa; Chordata; Actinopteri; Cyprinodontiformes; Poeciliidae
Gene: amd1
Product: adenosylmethionine decarboxylase 1
Exons: 9
Coding region: 215-1222 (335 amino acids)
Biological process (GO): spermine biosynthetic process; spermidine biosynthetic process
Cellular component (GO): cytosol
Molecular function (GO): adenosylmethionine decarboxylase activity
Source: RefSeq, a predicted model, not a curated record
UUCAGCGCUUUACACAGUAUGGCCGGCGAUAUUAGCUAGCACUCGCUUACGGUAUUCUCUGCAAAAGGGAAGGCGGUAACUCAAGAUAAUUAACACCUGGAUUGCUUAAAGGACUGUACCUCAAUAAAUUAUAACUAACCGAGGAAGGAUUAAAUAAGCUGUAAACGUUGUAACUGACGUUCUAAUAAUUCUGUUGGGUGUCUGUUGUCUCACGAUGGAGGAUAACGGUGCACAUUUCUUCGAGGGGACCGAGAAGCUGCUGGAGGUGUGGUUCUCUCGCCAAGACGAGACCAAAGGGACCGGGGACCUCCGCACCAUCCCGAGGUUUGAGUGGGACAAACUUUUGGAAAAUGUGCAUUGUUUGAUCAUAAGUGUGACAAAGACCGACAAGCAGGAAGCUUAUAUACUCAGUGAGAGUAGCAUGUUUGUCUCCAAGAGACGUUUCAUUUUGAAGACAUGUGGAACCACCCUCUUACUGCAAGCACUGGUGCCUCUGCUGGAGCUCGCCAGGGAGUACUGUGGCUUCGACGCCAUCGAGAAUUUCUUCUAUUCCCGUAAGAACUUCAUGAAGCCGGCCCACCAGGAGUUCCCUCAUCGAAACUUUCAGGAGGAAGUGGAUUUUCUUAGCCAAAUUUUCCCAAAUGGAGCAGCCUACUGCAUGGGACGUUUGAACUCUGACUGUUGGUACCUGUUCACCCUGGAUCUGCCGGAGUACUGGGAGAACAAGAAGGCUGAUCAGACGCUGGAAGUUUUGAUGAGCGACCUCGACCCAGCCAUUAUGGACCAGUUCUACAUGAAAGACGGUGUUUCCGCAAGUGAGGUCACUCGUAGGAGUGGAAUUCGUGACCUGAUACCAGGUUCUGUGAUCGACGCCACAAUGUUCAACCCUUGUGGAUACUCAAUGAACGGAAUGAAGACUGAUGGAACUUACUGGACCAUCCACAUCACCCCGGAGCCAGAGUUCUCCUACGUCAGCUUCGAGACCAACCUCUCCCAGACGUCCUACGACGAUCUGAUCAGGAAGGUCGUUGAUGUGUUCAAGCCAGGAAAAUUUGUGACUACACUUUUUGUCAACCAGAGCUCCAAGUGUCGCAGUGUCUUCUCUUCCCCCCAGAAACUCGAGGGCUACAAGCGCCUCGACCGCCAGUUGGCUCAGUUCAAUGAUUACAAUUUCGUCUUUACAAGCUACGCCAAGAACCGCCAGCAGAACCAGCAGAGCUGAGGGUUGAGGAUGAAGAAGAGGCGCAAAAA